Molecule: messenger RNA, 2456 nt
Organism: Phlebotomus argentipes
Lineage: Eukaryota; Metazoa; Arthropoda; Insecta; Diptera; Psychodidae
Gene: Pat1
Product: amyloid protein-binding protein 2
Exons: 4
Coding region: 21-1877 (618 amino acids)
Biological process (GO): intracellular protein transport
Molecular function (GO): protein binding
Source: RefSeq, a predicted model, not a curated record
GUAUUUUUUGUUGCAGAAAAAUGGACAGCGCGAGGAAUCCGAGCUCGCUCUAUGAACUGUGUUUGGGAAAAUAUGUGGCUAAUUUGAGUAAAAGUGUCGCGUCUCUGCAGAAAAUAAAUGCCCUCCGACUGCUGCCGCCGGUCAUCCUGGCCGAAAUCUACUAUGCGAUCUCCCAGAAGGCGGACUUGUGCGAGACGCUGCUGGAGGAGUUGUCUGACUUGAUGGUGUUCGCGAAGCUGCUGCGCUUUGGAUCUGCCAGGCAGAAGUUGCUCAAGUGCGUGGCGAGUCUCGUGAAGAACAAUUUGCCUAUUGUGUCGUGCCUGACGAAGCGCUAUGUGGACUACAUUGAGUACAGACGAUGGUACAAGCAAGGCGGCGGCAGCAAGGAUGCGGACGAUGAUGAGGAUGAGGAGAGUGUGCGGAAGUCUCGUCGGCAGGAUGUGGACCUAGGACUGCGCCUCGGGACGUUCCUGUCUGAGGCUGGUUGGCUGGCGGAGAGUAUUGAGGUGUUGUCGAAUGUGUUGCGCGUGGUGAGGAAUGUUCCCAGCGACGAGGCGCCCAUGGAGAAUCUCUUCACGGAACUGGACUGCCUGCAGAGAUUGCUGUACGCCCAGGCGAACUUUUGCCUCUUCCGCGACGCCGACACGACGUACAAGGCGAUCAUCGACAAGGUGGACACAGAGGGCAUUCCCAAGAGCCUGCUGGCCAAUCUCUAUCUGCAAAUAUCGGUGCUAUUUUUCGCGCGCAGCGAGUACGAUCAGAGCUACACGUGGAGCAUACGGGCAUUGAAGAAUGUGGCGCAGGAAAACAUCCCGGACAAGGUGGUGAUCGAUGUGCUCCUGCAGGCGGCCAAGUCGUGUGUGGUGAAGCGUCACUUCAAGAAGGCCAAUCUCCUCAUCAUGAUGGCCGUGACGAAGACGCGCAGCAUUUAUGGGCCCAAUCAUCAGAAGUACGCGGACGCGCUGCUCGACUAUGGCUUCUACUUGCUCAAUGUGGACGCCAUCACGUCCAGUGUGGAUGUGUACAACGAGGCGCUGCAGAUCAAGACGGAAAUAUUCGGGAACAUGAAUCUCCUGGUCGCUGUGGCGCACGAAGAUCUCGCGUAUGCUCUGUAUGUGCGCGAGUACAGCUCUGGGAAGUUCAACACGGCACGCAAUCACGUAGAGAGUGCCAUCACAAUCAUGAAGAAGCUUGUGCCGACGAACCACCUCAUGCUGGCGUCCGCGAAGCGCGUCAAGGCCCUCAUCCUCGAGGAGAUCGCACUGGACAACAUGAUGCUGCACUCGGGCACCGACCAUCAGGAGUUGCUCCAUCAGUCUGAGGUGCUGCACAAGUCGGCGCUGGAGUUAUCACUGGAGGCCUUCGGGGAGAUCAAUGUGCAGACGGCGAAGCACUACGGGAAUCUGGGGAGACUGUAUCAGAGUAUGAACAAGUUCGACGAUGCCGAGCGAAUGCACCAGAGAGCUAUCAAGAUCAAGACGGACCUCUUAGGUGCUUAUGACUACGAAGUGGGCUUGUCCAUUGGGCACUUGGCUUCCCUCUACAAUUAUCACAUGCAGAAACAUCACGAAGCCGAGUCGCUCUAUCUCAAGAGCAUCGAAAUAAGUCUGCGCCUUUUUGGCGACUCGUAUUCGGGUCUGGAGUACGAUUACCGUGGAUUGUGUCAUGUUUACGAAUCUCUAGCCAACACAGACAAGUACUUGGAAUACUCAAGAAUUCUGGACACUUGGCGAAUUCUGCGGCAAGAAAAUGACGAUGGGAGUAAAUCCGUGUUUGUUGAGCUGCGCGAUGACACAACAAUGGAAGAAGUGACGAAGAAGUUCUUCGAGAUGUGUUCGGAACCUAGCAAUGAAGUCAUAGCGACGGACGCCACGUGAUUCCCUUUAGUCUCUGCGACUGUUUAAUGGAAAAUUGUGCAACACAGAAGAGAAUCAUUGGAACGCGAGAGAUAUGAAAAGCGGUGGAGAUUAACUAAGCAUCACAUUUUUCUCGUGACAGAGUAACUUUUUAGUUGAUUUAAGACAAAAUACGAUUUUGUAUUUACACACUAUCUCUUCAAAAAAAAAAACAUAGUGAUUUCUUUUAGUUAAGGAUUAUAAUGUUAAACAAAUCUAUUUAGCUCUUGUUUAGGAAUGAUUUUCACAUGAAAGUAAUUAUCAUUGUGAGUGAAAAGGAAGGAUGGAAGAAGAGGAUUGUAAUUAUCAUUUUAAAAUUUCUAAAUAUCGUGAUUAUGAUGGGAGGAACACUAUUUGCUUUGGACAUCUUUCUCAUUCGUCGAUACCUUUAAGGGGAAACUCUCUUUGUUCUUUUCAAUAUACCUCUUAUAGACAUCACAAAAUCGCUAAACUGUGAAAGUGUAUUGAUGAAGAAAGGGAGGAAAAUAUCGGAAAAUGCAGUGUUAAAGGAAAUCUGUAUAGAAAUCUUACGAAAAAAAAUCACAGACGAGAGAGAGAGAG